Molecule: messenger RNA, 5319 nt
Organism: Penicillium soppii
Lineage: Eukaryota; Fungi; Ascomycota; Eurotiomycetes; Eurotiales; Aspergillaceae
Product: DNA topoisomerase 2
Exons: 3
Coding region: 1-5319 (1772 amino acids)
Biological process (GO): resolution of meiotic recombination intermediates; sister chromatid segregation; DNA topological change
Cellular component (GO): nucleus
Molecular function (GO): DNA binding; ATP binding; DNA topoisomerase type II (double strand cut, ATP-hydrolyzing) activity
Source: RefSeq, a predicted model, not a curated record
AUGGAUGACUCGAUGAUGGAAGACUCAGUAUUCGAGGAUGAUGGAGGCAGCUCUGACUUUGCACCUGAGCCUGUGGCGAAGCCCAAAGCUAAGGCAGCUCCGAAGAAAGCUCCCGCCAAAGCUGCCGCUAAGAAGCUUACUCAAACCACACUCAAGGCCAAACCUGCUGCCAAAUCGGCCGUCACUAAGAAGAAGGCCAAGGCCGAAAGCGAGGACGAAUUGUCCGAUAUCCAAAUGUCCGAUAAUGAUUCCCUCUCCAUAACCCCCCCUAAAGCGAAGAAGACAGCUGCGCCCAAACGAGCUGGGUCAAAGCCUCUUGCAGAUGUUGAGAAUGAGUCUCACGGGGGAGACGUUCCCAUAGACGGCGCAGGCAAGAACACAUCGGACAAGUAUCAGAAACUUACCCAACUCGAACACAUCAUCAAACGUCCCGACACAUACAUUGGAUCGACCGAGCGCACCACCCAGCAGAUGUGGGUGUAUAACUCUUCCACCGAGGUGAUGGAGUUCCGCGAUGUUUCUUUCGUUCCGGGUCUGUACAAGAUCUUUGAUGAAAUUGUUGUAAACGCAGCCGAUAACAAACACAAUGACGCGAACAUGAAUGAGAUGCGCAUCACAAUUGACCGCGAAGCUGGCGAGAUCAGCGUGUGGAAUAACGGACGUGGUAUUCCUAUCGAGAUCCACUCGAAGGAGAAAAUUUAUGUCCCUGAGCUCAUUUUCGGUCACCUGCUCACUUCAUCGAACUACGAUGAUAGUCAGCAGAAGGUGACUGGUGGUCGUAACGGUUUCGGUGCCAAACUUUGUAAUGUUUUCUCGACUGAAUUCAACCUGGAGACUCAGGACUCUCGCCAGAAGAAGAAGUACAAGCAAACUUGGACCGAUAAUAUGACCAAGAUGGGCAAAGCCAAGAUCACGGAUGCCAAGGGAGAUGACUAUACCAAGGUCACAUUCAAACCGGACUUCGCGAAGUUUGGUAUGGAGGGCAUCGACGACGAUUUCGAAGCACUCGUGAAGCGCAGAGUCUACGAUUUGGCGGGUACGGCCAACGUUGCUGUCAAAUUGAAUGGCACCCGGAUUCCCAUCCGCAACUUCAAGCAAUACAUGGCAAUGUAUACCAAAGCCAUCCGCAAGGAGCGUGGUGAUGAUAGCCCUCCCGCCAAGGAUGAGAUCAUCACAUGUAGCCCAGAUCCCCGAUGGGAGGUUGGAUUUGCCGUCUCGGAUGGUUCAUUCCAGCAAGUUUCGUUCGUUAACUCCAUUGCGACAACCUCGGGUGGUACACAUGUCAACUAUAUCGCCGACCAAAUCUGUACUCGCUUGGCUGAUCAGGUGAAGAAGAAGAACAAGUCCGGGGCAACAUUGAAGACUGCACAGAUUAAGAACCACAUCUUCAUCUUCGUGAAGUCCCUGAUUGUCAACCCGGCUUUCACUUCCCAAACUAAGGAACAAUUGACAACAAAAGCUAGCCAGUUUGGUAGCAAGUGUCCUCUUGACGAAGCAUUUUACAAGAAGGUCCUCAACACUGAGGUCAUGUCCAACAUUCUGCAUUUUGCGGAGCAAAAGGCGGACCAGAUCUUGAAGAAGGGCGACACUGGCCGCCGUUCGCGUAUGAACAACCCCAAGCUAGUCGAUGCCAACAAAGCUGGUACCAGAGACGGCCACCACUGCACGCUCAUUCUGACUGAGGGUGACUCAGCCAAGGGAUUGGCCAUGGCUGGCAGAGCUGUUGUUGGGCCAGACUUGUUCGGUGUCUUCCCCCUCCGCGGAAAGCUUCUCAACGUCCGCGAUGCUUCCUUCGACCAAAUUUCAAAGAACGCCGAAAUUCAAAACAUCAAGAAUUUCCUUGGACUGCAACAUAAGAAAGAAUAUACCGAUACGAAGGGCCUUCGAUAUGGUCAUCUGAUGAUCAUGACUGAUCAGGAUCACGACGGUAGUCACAUCAAGGGUUUGCUCAUUAACUUCCUUCAAGCGCAGUUCCCUAGCUUGUUGAAGAUUCCCGAAUUCCUCAUUGAAUUCAUCACUCCUAUCAUCAAGGUUUGGAAGGGUGACCCCAAGAACCCGACCAAGCAAAAAUCAUUCUUCACCAUGCCCGAGCAUGAUGCGUGGCAUGAAGCUCACAAGCAUGAACGCGGUUGGGAUCACAAGUACUACAAGGGUUUGGGAACCAGCACAACAGAGGAUGCCCAGGUUUACUUCCGUGACCUCGAUCGUCACCUGAAGGAGUUCCACACCAUGAAAGCGGAAGAAGCGCAGCUCAUUGAGCUUGCCUUCUCCAAAAAGAAGGCGGAUGAGCGUAAAGAAUGGCUCCGUCAGUUCAAGCCUGGAACCUACUUGGAUCACUCUGUGGACAAGAUCUCCUACACCGAUUUCAUCAACAAAGAGCUUAUUCUGUUCAGUAUGGCUGAUAACAUGCGCUCAAUCCCCUCUGUUGUCGAUGGCUUGAAGCCCGGUCAGCGAAAGGUGCUAUACACUUGUUUCCGUCGCAAUUUGAAGAAGGAUAUGAAGGUCGUUGAGUUGGCUGGUCACGUUUCUGGAAUGACAGCCUACCAGCAUGGUGAUGUGUCCCUUCAGCAGACCAUUGUUGGUCUUGCCCAAACAUUCGUGGGUUCCAACAACAUCAACUGCCUGGAACCCAGUGGAAACUUCGGUAGUCGACUUCAAGGUGGAAACGACUGUGCCAGUGCUCGUUAUAUUUACACUCGUUUGUCUCCAUUCGCACGCAAGGUGUUCAACACUGCCGAUGAGCCCUUGCUUAAGUAUGGCGAAGACGAUGGUAAGAAGAUUGAGCCUGAGGUUUAUAUGCCUGUCGUUCCCAUGAUUCUGGUCAACGGCGCGGACGGCAUUGGAACUGGUUGGAGUUCUUCUAUCCCCAACUACAACCCGGAGGAUAUUGUGGCCAAUAUCAAGCGCCUGAUGGCCGGUGAGCCUACUGAACCCAUGCAGCCCUGGUUCCGUGGGUUCACUGGUGAGGUUGUCGCUAUGGGUGGCGAUCGAUACAAAUUCAGUGGUAUCAUCAAGGAAUGUGGUGAUAAAGAGAUCGAGAUUACCGAAUUGCCCAUUCGUAGCUGGACUCAGGAUUUCAAAGACAAGCUGGAGGACAUCAUCAAAGCCGAGAAGGUGCCAUCUUUCAUCAAGGAUUACAGGGACUACAACACUCACACCAAGGUGCACUUCGUUAUUCAACUCGAUGAGAAACAUAUGCAGUCUGCUUUAAGUGAAGGUCUGGAAGACAAGUUCAAGUUGACCAAAACGAUUUCUACCACCAAUUUGGUCGCCUUCGACCCUGAGGGUCGUAUCACUAAGUACGCGACUGUCGAUGAUAUCCUGAAAGAGUUCUUCGUUAUUCGCCUCAAGUACUAUGAGCGUCGCAAGCAGCACCAGCUUUCCGAGAUUCAAAAGGAGCUGGAGAAGCUGAGCAACCAAGCUCGCUUCGUGCAGAUGAUCAUCGAUGGCAAGUUGGUGAUCUCCAAGAAGAAGAAGCCUGUCCUGGUCGUUGAGCUGAAGGAUAAGGGCUUCAAGCCCAUCAGCAAGUUGGCCGAGGCCGCCCAGAUGGGUGAACAAGAGCCCGUGGUUGAAGAAGACGAAGAGGAGGCAGAGGAUAACGAAACCGAAAAUUUGUCGAACUCCUUUGAUUAUCUUCUGGGUAUGCCCAUGUGGUCACUGACCCAGGAGCGUGUGGAGAAGCUCCGCCGUCAGAUCGGUGACAAAGAGACUGAGAUUGAUGUCUUGAUCAAGUUGUCCAAGGAGGACAUCUGGAACCGCGAUUUGGAUGAGUUCAUCAACGAGUGGCGCUUCCAGCUCGCGGACGAGGAAGCUCGUGCCCGCAAAUCUGCUGGCUUGGACCGCAAACGUCGCACAUCAUCCAAGCUAGCCACCGGUGGUGGUCGUGGCGCGGCUUCACGCAAGCGCAAGGUUGCCAACGGCGAUGAUCCAGACGAUGAAGAUUUCGGUGGCCCUAAGGCGAAGAAAGCCGCCGCGGCCAAGAAGAAGGAGCCCCAAACUAACAGCCUGAUGAACUUCCUCAACAAAUCAUCAGCCAAGCCAAGCCCAUCUCCUGCGGCUGAUGGAAAUGGUGACUCGGAUGACGAUUUCGACAUGGACAUAGAGGUCCUUCCGAAGAAGAGUCGUGCUGCGGCGAAGCCCAAAGCUCAACCUAAGGAGGAGGAUGAUUUCUUUGACAUUGACGAGGUUCCUCAGGCCUCCAGGGCAUCGGUCCAACCGAGUGCUGCUCCAAUUGCUGAUGCUGAUGCUGAUCCAUUCGACAUGGACAUUGAUAUGGAUGUGGACGAGGCGCCGAAGCCCAAGCCUGCUGCAAAGGCAGCGGCUAAACCAGUAGCCAAGCCGGCCGCCAAACGAGGACCCAAGGCCAAGGCUAAGGUCGAAGAAGAAUCAGACGACGACUUCUUGGAAAUUGCCAAGGCCGAGGCGGCUAAGCCUGCAGCAUCCGCUCGCGCUCGAAAGCCUGUAAAAUACUCGGCGCCCAGUGAUUCGGACAGUGACAACGGCGACGAUCUCCUUGGAGAUGUCAGCCAAAUGGUUAAGGGCAUUGGCGGCGACUCAGGGGUUGAUUCUCGACAGCUCUUUUCGGAGCGGCCUCGUUCCGAAAGUGCAGCCAGCUUGAAGCCUGCCCCUAAGUCAUCCAAGGCCAACGAUGAGUUCGACCCAGAUGAGACGGACUACAGCAAGCUCAUUCCUCAAAAUUCCCCACGUCGCUCAAUCCAAAUAAGACCCAAGGAUGCGAAGGUUGACAAUGAGGCUGAUAACGACGAGGAUGAUGAGCCAGUCAAGCCCACUGCCAGAGCCAAGGCCGCUCCUAAGGCUAAGGCUGCUCCCAAACCCAAGGCUGCUCCCAAGGCUGCUCCCAAGCCUAUCGAAAUCGACGAAGAUGAUGACGAGAUCGACGAGGAUGAUGAACCAGUCAAGCCAACUGCCAGAGGCAAGGCUGCCCCCAAGGCCGCCGUCGCGCCGAAAGCUCGUGGUCGACCCAAGAAGGAGCCAGCUGCCAAGGCUGCUCCCCCGGCGCUGUCCCCAGCGGCUAAGGCGUAUGCUUCCAAGCAAGCUAAGUCGAAGAAGAUCGCGGAUGACUACUCGGAGGAUGACAUUGAUGCAAUGGCCAAUGAUAUUUUGGACUCACCAGCGGGUAAAGCGCCUGUCUCCGAUGAAGACGAUGAAGAAGUCGCUCCUCCUACCCGUCGCGCCGCUGCAGCCCGUCCUGCUCGCCGUGGUGCCGCAGCACAGAAGAAGUCUUACGUCAUUGAGGAUGACAGUGAGGAAGAGCCCUCUACGGAUGAUUUUGGCGAGGAUGAAGAUGAGAGCGAUUAG